Molecule: messenger RNA, 1198 nt
Organism: Rubroshorea leprosula
Lineage: Eukaryota; Viridiplantae; Streptophyta; Magnoliopsida; Malvales; Dipterocarpaceae
Source: the annotation of a GenBank genome assembly
ACUUUUGGUAUAUUGGUAGAUGCAUUCUCCAAGGAGGGUAUGGUGUCAGAUGCACAGAAGCUGAUUAAAGAAAUGAUUAAGCAAGGCAUUGAGCCUGAUAUUUUCAUAUAUAAUGCAUUAAUUGAUGGAUAUUGUUUGCGUGGAGAAAUGGAUGAGGCAAGAAAAGUAUUUGAUUUGAUAAUUAACAAGGGAUAUGUUCCUGAUGUAUUUAGCUACAGCAUCAUGAUCAAUGGAUACUGUAAGGCCAGAAUGGUAGAUGAGGCUGUGAAGCUCUUUCACAAGAUGUCUGACAGAGGUUUAACCCCCAAUACUGUAACUUACAAUACUCUUAUAAUGGGCAUGUCCCAGGUAGGAAGGCUCUAUACUGCACAUGAACUUUUUAAAGAGAUGGUUGCUUGUGGUCAAGUUCCAGACGUAAUGACUUAUUCAAUUUUGCUAGAUGGCUUGUGCAAACACCGUCAUAUUCAUAAGGCAUUGGAAUUGUUUCAAGCAAUUCAAAGAAGUGGAUUUCAACUUAACAUUGUCCAUUAUACUGUUUUAAUUGACGGCAUGAUCAGAGCUGGACAUAUUACUGGUGCAAAGGAAUUAUUUUCUGGACUUGCUAUGAAAGGGUUACGUCCUAGUGUUCACACAUAUAAUAUAAUGAUUAAAGGACUUUGCAAAGCAGGAGCACCAAACGAGGCUUACGAGUUGUUCAGGACAAUGGAAGAGGAUGACUGCUUGCCAGAUAAUGGCUGUUAUAAUACAAUGAUCCGAGGAUUUCUUCAAAACAAUGAUAUCUCAAGGGCAAGGCAGCUAAUUGAUCAAAUGGUUGAUAAUGGAUUUUCUGCAGAUGCAUCUACAUCAGCCAUGGUAGUGGAUCUAUUACUGAGUGAUGGAAAAGAUAAAUCAACUUGUGGAAGAGUUGAUACACGUGAAGAGAUUACUGGAGCAGAUGUAAAGUGACUUCUUUUCUUCUCAUGGUUGCUGCAGCAAGUCCUAGGAUUUCAACCAUAGGGCAGAAUACUAAUUAUAAGUUUCCCUCUUUACUUUGAUAGUGGAUAUAGUUUUCUCACUGGCUUGAACUCUUGGUUUUCAAUUUUUAUCCUCUUUCCAUUUCUGCAUAAUUGUUCUUUCUAGUGUUUUAAUUUGCAUUCGAAUUCAAUAUGCUCUAACCAUUUGAUUGUCUUGAUUAAAGGGAUAAAGCAAAUACUGCAAU